UGCCUCGGGCCUCUUUCCGGCCCUGGGGGCUGAGGCCCUCGCGGGGCCUCCCCGGGUCCCAUGCCCUUUCUACCCAGUCCGAGCCCUACGGGUCCCCCACCUCCUGGAGGAACCGCGAAGCCAAACAGAAACGCCUGCGAGAGAAGCAGGCGGCGCUGGAGGCCGGGCUAGCCGGGAAGAGCAAGGCAUCUGCAGAAUCCAGCAAGGCCUGGACUCCUAAAGAAAUAGUGUUGUAUGAACUCCCCACGGAACCCGGCGAAAAGAAAGAUGUCUCCCGGCCCCUGCCUGCUGCCUACAGCCCCCGCUACGUGGAGGCGGCCUGGUACCCUUGGUGGGUGCGAGAGGGCUUCUUCAAACCGGAGUAUCAGACCAGGCUGCCCCAGAGCACCGGGGAGACCUUUUCCAUGUGCAUCCCCCCGCCCAACGUCACCGGGUCCCUGCACGUCGGGCACGCACUGACUGUGGCCAUCCAGGACGCGCUUGUGCGCUGGCACCGGAUGCGCGGGGAUUGCGUGCUGUGGGUCCCUGGCUCAGAUCAUGCAGGGAUUGCUACCCAAGCUGUGGUGGAGAAGCAGCUGUGGAAGGAGCGGGGGCUGAGGAGACACCAGCUGGGCCGGGAAGACUUCCUCCGGGAGGUGUGGAAGUGGAAGGAGGAGAAAGGGGGAGAGAUCUGUGGGCAGCUGCGAGCUCUGGGGGCCUCCCUGGACUGGGACCGAGAGUGCUUCACUAUGGACACAGGCUCCUCAGUGGCUGUGACGGAAGCUUUCGUGCGACUCCACAAGGCAGGGUUGUUGUACCGCAGCCGGCAGCUUGUCAACUGGUCGUGCGCCUUGAGGUCAGCCAUCUCGGAUGUCGAGGUGGAGAGCCGGUCCCUGCCUGGCCCCACAGAGCUUCGGCUGCCUGGCUGCCCCACGCCUGUGUCUUUCGGCCUCCUGGUCUCUGUGGCCUUCCCCGUGGAUGGAGAGCCUGACGCAGAGGUCGUGGUAGGGACCACGAGACCAGAGACAUUGCCUGGAGACGUGGCAGUGGCUGUUCAUCCCGAUGACGCCCGAUACACACAUCUACAUGGGCGACACCUUCGUCACCCCUUGACAGGGCAGCUUCUCCCGCUCAUCACAGACUCUGCUGUCCAGUCGCACGUGGGCACGGGGGCAGUGAAGGUGACUCCAGCGCACAGCCCUGCUGACGCCGAGCUGGGGGCCCGCCACGGCCUGCGCCCCCUGAGUGUCAUUGUGGAGGAUGGGACCAUGGCCCCUGCCUGUGGGGACUGGCUGCAGGGUCUGCACCGCUUCGUGGCCCGGGAGAAGAUCCUGUCCGCGCUGAGGGAGCGGGGCCUGCUCCGGGGCCUGCAGAGCCACCCCAUGGUGCUGCCCAUUUGCAGGUGGUUCCGGUUCUGUUUGGCAGACCCCGAUGUCCUGGACACGUGGUUCUCUUCAGCUCUUUUCCCCUUUUCUUCCCUGGGCUGGCCUCAGCAGACCCCAGACCUCACUCGCUUCUACCCCCUGUCACUUCUGGAGACCGGCAGCGACCUCCUGCUGUUCUGGGUGGGCCGCAUGGUCAUGCUGGGGACCCAGCUCACGGGGCAGCUCCCCUUCAGCAAGGUGCUUCUGCACUCCAUGGUUCGGGACAGGCAGGGCCGGAAGAUGAGCAAGUCCCUGGGGAACGUGCUGGACCCACGGGACAUCAUCCGAGGGGCGGAGCUGCAGGUGCUGCAGGAGAAGCUGAGGGAUGGGAACUUGGACCCCGCAGAGCUGGCGAUCGCAGCUGCAGCGCAGAGAAAGGACUUCCCUCAUGGGAUCCCCGAGUGUGGGACAGAUGCCCUACGCUUCGCCCUGUGCUCCCAUGGGGCCCUGGCGGGGGACCUGCACCUGUCUGUCUCUGAGGUCCUGAGCUCCCGACAUUUCUGCAACAAGGUCUGGAACGCCCUGCGCUUUAUCUUCAGCGCCCUAGGGGAGAACUUCACGCCGCAGCCUGCAGAGGAGCUGUGCCCCGCGUCCCCCAUGGACGCCUGGAUCCUGAGCCGCCUGGCCCGCACCGCCCGGGAGUGCGAGCGAGGCUUCCUCACCCGGGAGCUGCCCCUUGCCACCCAUGCCCUACACCACUUCUGGCUCCACAGCCUCUGUGAUGUCUACUUGGAGGCCGUGAAGCCGGGGCUGUCGCACUGCCCCCGCCCGCCUGGCCCCAGCAUCUCUGUUGCCCCCUAUCCCAGUGCCCAAAGCCUGGAGCGCUGGCACUGCCCCCAGCUGGAGCAGCGCUUUUCCCGGGUCCAGGAGGCCGUGCAGGCGCUGAGGGCUCUCCGGGCCACGUACCAGCUCACCAAGGCCCGGCCCCGAGUGCUGCUGCAGAGCUCCGAGCCUGGAGAGCAGGGUGUCUUCGAGGCCUUCCUGGAGCCGCUGAGCACCCUGGGCCGCUGCGGGGCUGUGGGCCUCCUGCCCGCAGGUGCAGCCGCCCCCUCCGGCUGGGCCCAGGCCCCGCUCAGUGACAGCGUUCAGGUCUACAUGGAGCUGCAGGGCCUGGUGGACCCGCAGGCCCAUCUGCCUCUGCUGGCUGCCCGAAGGCACAAGUUGCAGAAGCAGCUGGACGGCCUCGUGGCCCGGACGCCGUCAGAGGGGGAGGCUGAGGCUCGGCGGCAGCAGAGGCUUGCUUCCCUCCACCUGGAAUUGUCGAAACUGGACCAGGCGGCCUCUCACCUCAGGCAGCUGAUGGCGGCGUCUCCCAGCCCCAGGGAACCGUGAGCCCUCGCACCUGGCGCUUCUCCGCCGCCAGACCUGCCUGCGAGGACAGACUGAUCCUGCAGCCCCCGGGGGCCUCGGAACCCCUGUGGUGCCCCUCGCUCCCGGGAGCAGACCAGCAUGGCCACUCGACGCUCGCACUCCUGCCACUGCCCAGUGCAGCCCCACCGGGAAGCUUGGGCGCAAGGAAGGCAGAUAAACUUAGUCUCAAACGCGUCUGCCUGUGGUUCUUUUGUCCCUCUUUCCCCCAGUGAUGACUCUUGCCUCUCACUUGUCCCCGAGGUUCUUGCCGGGACAGGAGGGCUGCCUCGCUGAAGGGAAGCGGAGCUUUCUCGUGCAGGCACAGUGACACAGUCCACUACUGCCGGGUCUGCUGACAGUGCCGCUGCUCCUGCCUGCCCUUCCCUUCUCCUUGCCCCUCUGGUGGGGGCUGAGAGGAGCAGGGACUUCUUCCAGGCCGGAGGGGCUGCCGGGAGCGCGCCCCACUCUGCUGAGAUGCGUGCAGGGACGCUGCCGUCCCUGACGGGCACACAGAUGUGCAGACGCCCACCGCCCACCCCAGCUGCUGCCUCGUGGCAGUGGUGUUCAGGGCCUGGCCCUUCCAGGCCCAAUUCCAUGGUGGCCGCUCGCAGCUGCGCCCGCCCUGGUACUGCUUAACCCUGAGACCUCAGAGUUGGGGGCGUUCUCUCCAUUUCUGAGAUGAAGGAAUGUGCUCAGAGAUUAAAAGUAGUUUGUGUAAAAAGUA
Messenger RNA from Myotis davidii, 3477 nucleotides. It is a transcript of the gene VARS2, whose product is annotated as valyl-tRNA synthetase 2, mitochondrial. Bases 405 to 2735 code for a protein of 776 amino acids. Gene Ontology annotation, biological process: valyl-tRNA aminoacylation. The transcript has 26 exons. NCBI's taxonomy places the organism in Eukaryota, Metazoa, Chordata, Mammalia, Chiroptera, Vespertilionidae. Gene Ontology annotation, cellular component: cytosol. Gene Ontology annotation, molecular function: valine-tRNA ligase activity; aminoacyl-tRNA deacylase activity; ATP binding. The record is from RefSeq and is a predicted model, not a curated record.